AUGACGGGCUACGGAUCACCGACAGCCAUGUUCUGGGAUGCAGAUGAAGACGUCGAAAACAUCAACCGGUACACCGACGGCGGCUACUGUCCCGUCAUCCUCGGUGAUACAUUCCAGUCGAACACGGCAACCUAUCGCGUUCUGCACAAACUCGGACACGGCGCUUUCGCGACGGUCUGGUUCGCUGAGGUACUGCACUCCGAUUCCGGACCCAUCUCUUCACGAUACGUCGCGCUGAAGGUAUGCGUCGCGGAUGCCGAUUCUGAGCACGAGCUCGCUGUCCAUAAGAGACUCGCUCAGGACCUCGAUUUUGCGGAAGAUAAUUAUGUCAUCCAGAUCCUCGAUCACUUCUCAAAGUCCAGUCCCAACGGCACGCACGCUGUCUUCGUCCACGAAGUCCUAGGAUCUCUCGCCGAUCUACCACCAGACAUGGCGCGGAAGCAAGCGCAGAGCAUAUGCAAACAACUCGUGCAGAGCGUCGCAUCCUUGCACCGGCACGGGAUCAUUCACGGAGACAUUCACUCAGGAAACGUCGGCGCCCGCCUGCACGCUCUGGACGAUCACUCCGCGCAGGACAUCAUGGACUACUUCGGACGACCAGAAGUAACACCUGUCGUACCCCGUCAACUACAUGCUGACGCCGAUGGAUCGUUCCCGGCGUACCUCGUACCACGCAUUUCUGUGUCGAGUUAUAUGAAGGACGAGAGCGCUACAUUCGUGGAGACUCCGCUUCGUGUGGAACUGAUGGAUCUCGGUGGAGCUACAAUUGCCGGAGAAGCGUCACGCCCUUCAUGUACGCCCGCAGCCGUAUGCGCGCCCGAGCUCAUGUUCGCGAAGAUCACGACGGGAACAGACCCUCCCGCGACAUUCGCAAGCGACAUCUGGUCGCUCGGAUGUACCUUAUACGAGGUCGCGUUAAACGCUGCGGCGCUCCUUCACUGGGCGUCUCACAGCAUCGCCACCUUAAGCCAGAUUGCACAAUGGGGCGGCGAAGUCCCAGUAGAAUGGCGCGCACAUCCAACACUAGACGAGCAUCUGAAGAACCUCAAAGAUCCGAUAUCGCCAGAAGCCGCCCAGCUCAAAUGGAAAACCCGGCUCGAAGCAUGGACGAAAGACUGGGAAGAAGACGACGUCGCGGGACUCAGCGGAUUACUGAGGAUGAUGCUAAAGAUGGACCCGGGCGCGCGGCCGAGCGCUGAGGAGGUCUUGCGCCAUCCGUGGCUCGUCGCGGCGCAGGACGAUGGGGUCGCGGGUAGAUAG
This is a messenger RNA of Peniophora sp. CBMAI 1063, 1260 nucleotides long. The record is from the annotation of a GenBank genome assembly. Lineage: Eukaryota; Fungi; Basidiomycota; Agaricomycetes; Russulales; Peniophoraceae.